Molecule: messenger RNA, 1015 nt
Organism: Leucoraja erinaceus (little skate)
Lineage: Eukaryota; Metazoa; Chordata; Chondrichthyes; Rajiformes; Rajidae
Product: kinetochore scaffold 1-like
Exons: 10
Coding region: 139-873 (244 amino acids)
Biological process (GO): protein localization to kinetochore; attachment of spindle microtubules to kinetochore
Cellular component (GO): nucleus
Source: RefSeq, a predicted model, not a curated record
CAUCGCGCAUGCGUGACCAACGGAAAGGCGGUUGAAUUUAAAUUCUGGCCGUGAAGAAACGCGGGUCGCUGGCGGGCGGGCGGCGCCGCUGCUGCUGUUGCUGUUGUUGUUGGGCGGUCCAGCGUUAAGGUUUAAACCAUGGAUGAAAAUUAUUCUGUACUUCUAGAGGCCAAUGGUGAACUUGUGGAAGGGCAUUGCAAGAGGAGACAGUCAGGAAUCUUAAAAGCUUCCCGAAGUCCACUCAGAACUUUAAAAGAAACUGAUAUCAGCCAAAAGUUGGAGCCCGUUGGAAAAUUCCGCAGGAGCUCUCGAAGAGUCAGUUUUGCCGAGACUAAAGAAAUUAAAGAGUUUGUGACUGAUAAAAUAAUACAAGCUGAUGAGGAAGAUGAUGAAAUGAUCAGCACAUUACAGUGCAAACAAAACAUGGAGACUUAUAAUACAAGAGACGGUGAUAAAGAUAAUCUGCAGGAAGAGUUGGGAAGAGAUAUGAUGCCACAAGAUACAAAUUGCAAGAUUGCUGGUAUGGAUGCACUGCUUCAUGCGCCUCUCCGAACGUCUCUACAGUCAGAGGUAAUUUGUGGAAUUGCUGUGAACAUCCUCAAACUCUCAGUAAACAUCAAUUCUUCUCCAUUUCUGGGCUUGAAGUGCGAAGAGGUGAAGAAACAGUCACAUCUUCGGAAUCAAAAUUUACAGCAGAAUUUCAAAAAAAGAUUGACUUCAGAUGUUCCUUGGCUGAAGUUGAUUCUACAUGGCCACAAAGUUCUAACACGAGUCAUGGCAAAGGAGAAGAUGUUUCUGAUAUGUUAUUUAGUUCUGUCAGACACAAUACAGUUCCCAAACAUCAAAAGACAAUUGAUUUUAAAUCAUUCUUGAGUAGAGUAAAACAGACUGAGACAGAGAAUAGAAUUAUAUCCAUGCGCUCCAGCUUUGAGGAGCAGAUAUAUAAAAAGGCAGCAUUUCCUGUUACUUCACCUUGCAAAGCUCUGGAAUUGACAACUAACUCGAUGUUCCAAAA